Molecule: messenger RNA, 969 nt
Organism: Mus pahari (shrew mouse)
Lineage: Eukaryota; Metazoa; Chordata; Mammalia; Rodentia; Muridae
Product: vomeronasal type-1 receptor 4-like
Exons: 1
Coding region: 55-969 (304 amino acids)
Biological process (GO): G protein-coupled receptor signaling pathway
Cellular component (GO): membrane
Molecular function (GO): pheromone receptor activity
Source: RefSeq, a predicted model, not a curated record
UUCUAGGGACUCAUAACCAUAUUAAAUUUAUUUACUUUUUUAAUAGGAAAGAAAAUGGCUUUUGAAAACUUUGCAGUGGGAAUUUUUCUCUUCUCCCAGAUUACUGUGGGAAUGCUUGGAAAUUCUUUAAUACUAUUUUAUUAUAUCACUGUGAUAACAACUGGAAAGCCCUUAAUGCCCAAAGACCUGAUUAUAGAGCAUUUGACUUUUGCCAACUGCUUGUCUGUCAUCUCAAAAGGCAUUCCACAGACACUAUCAGAUUAUGGAUUUAAAGAUUUCCUGGAUGAUAUUGCAUGUAAGUUAAUAAACUUUAUUUACCGAAUAACAAGGGGAAUGUCCUUGUAUUCUAUGUGCCUACUGAGUUGCUUCCAAGCAAUCACAAUCAGCCCCAGAAACUCCAGAUGGAUGAUACUUAAACGUAGAGCUACUAAGUACAUUGGUCCUUCCUGCUCAGUGGGCUGGCUUGUGCAUCUCUUUCUAAACAUCAUGACUCCAGUAAGAGUGUCUGGUCCCAGAUACAACAAAAAUGUGACUAUGAUUAUGGAUUAUGAAUACUGCUCAUGGUUUGCUCAUGGAAAUGUAGGAACUGCACUAUAUAUGUUCUUACUGUCCUCCUCUGAUGUCUUGUGUCUGGGGCUCAUGGCCUGCUCAAGUGUCUCCAUGGUGACUAUCCUUUAUAGACAUAAGAAACAAGUUAAGCAUAUCCACAGUUCUCAGCACAUUUUAAAUGCCUCACCUGAAAACAGAGCUACCCUAACUAUCCUCAUCCUGGUGUGUACUUUUGUCAUCUCUUACUCAUUCUCCUCCAUUGUGACUGUCUUUACAUCUUACUCCAAACAUCAAAUGCUAUUGGGAGUAAGUGUAUUUACAUUUCUAGAAAUAGGCUUUCCAAUAUUUUGCCCCUUUGUUCUCAUCACCAAUAUCAAGCCUGGUUUUAACCUCUUUUUAUCCUGCUUUUGUAAGAGGUAG